AUGGCCGACAGCUCGGUCCACUCUCGCCCCAUGGCAGCCCAGGGCGCAGAGGAUGGAGAAGAAGACCUGGAGGACGAUGAAAAUACUGACCAAGACUACGCACAGGAUCGCGAGAACGAUAGCGAGUUUGAGGCGACCGAGGAGGAUUUGUUCCAGGGUGGUCUCUACGAACCAUCCGUCCAGAUUCAAGUCCAGGGGAGUGUUGAAGGGAGUGAAGGGCCGGGAGGCGAUGGAGUGCGCCCACGACCUGGUGCGCCCGAAGAACAGUACGAGGAGGAUGGAGAUCAAUCUGACGCAGAAGAGGAGGGAGAAUCAUCGCCGGGACGACGACGACCUCCCGAUUCUGCGAGCCAUGUCGAGCAGGAUGUCCCUGUGGCAGAUAGGCUUGCUCCCUCUCUGCACGACGAGGUUGGGUUUCAUAUGAGCAAUAACUUGGGAAAUGAUGGGUGGUCGUGCAGCUCUGACGAGUGGCAAAUUCAUCUGCACGGGCCGUGA
Molecule: messenger RNA, 495 nt
Organism: Closterium sp. NIES-65
Lineage: Eukaryota; Viridiplantae; Streptophyta; Zygnematophyceae; Desmidiales; Closteriaceae
Source: the annotation of a GenBank genome assembly